This is a messenger RNA of Gordionus sp. m RMFG-2023, 1172 nucleotides long. Its product is annotated as protein SET-like. Gene Ontology annotation, molecular function: histone binding; chromatin binding. Gene Ontology annotation, cellular component: chromatin; nucleus. Bases 124 to 996 code for a protein of 290 amino acids. The record is from RefSeq and is a predicted model, not a curated record. The transcript is spliced from 8 exons. Gene Ontology annotation, biological process: nucleosome assembly. NCBI's taxonomy places the organism in Eukaryota, Metazoa, Nematomorpha, Gordioida, Chordodea, Parachordodidae.
UUAUUAUAUAUUAUUUAUUUUAUUUUCCUAUUGAAUGUUAGUACUCAUUUAGCCAUCAUUUAAAAAUUUUCCUUUCCUUAUAGCAUUUAUUGGUUAAAUUCAUCCGCAAAUUUUUAAGCUAAGAUGGCUUCUUCGACUACUAAUAACAGUGGGACGACACCUAAAAAAAGUAAAAAGAUGGAAAAUAACUUAGAAUGUGGUGAUGGUGAGGAAUCCCGAGAUUAUGACGCUGAAACGCAAAAAGCACUUGAAGAAAUUGAUGCAUGUCAAAAUGAAAUUGAUUUUAUGAACGAGAAGGCCAGUGAAGAAAUAUUAAAAGUUGAACAGAAAUACAAUAAACUUAGAAAACCUCAUUUUGAAAAGAGAAAUGAACUGAUCAAAAAAAUACCAAAUUUUUGGGUCACAGCGUUUGUUAAUCAUCCACAAAUAUCCGCCAUUAUGGAUGAAGAAGAAGAAGAAUGCCUUCAUUAUCUCAACAAACUUGAAGUAGAAGAAUUUGAAGAUAUUAAAUCAGGCUACCGCAUAAAGUUUCAUUUUGACGAAAAUCCCUUUUUCCAAAAUGAUGUAUUAUGCAAAGAAUUUCACCUAGGAACAUCUGGUGAUCCUGAGUCCUUAUUUACGCCCAUCACAUGGAAAGAAAACUGUGCUCUAUCUAAAAAUGUUGCUGCCAUGCUAGCAAAUCCAAGAAAAAGGCCCCAUGAUAAUCGGACAUUUUUUUCCUGGUACCUCUCUUAUGGUGAUGUGUCAGCUGAUGAAAUUGCAGAGAUAAUUAAGGAUGAUAUCUGGCCUAAUCCAUUACAAUAUUUCUUAGUUCCUGAUAUGGAUACUGAAAAUGGUCUUGAAGUUGGUGAUAGUGAAGGUGAUGAAGUUGUUGAAGAAGGAGAAGGUGAAGAAAUUGAAGGUUAUGAUGAUGAUGGGGAGCCAGAAGAAUCAGAAGAUGUUGCAGCUUUGGAUGAGGGUGAAGAUACAAAUGAAGGCAAUGAUGAAGCCACUUAAAAAAAUAUAUAUCAUAAUAUUUGUAAAUACAUUUUUUUUAAUUUUCCCCUCCAAUUUUUAGUUACAAAAUAAUUUCAAUGUUGUGCAUCUUCCCUCUUAUCUCAUAAGGACAUAUGACUUUUUAAAUUGUUUAUAUAAUUUAAUGUACUGGAUGAAAGAUGUACUUAAUUUUAAAA